UCUCACAUAAAGCUCCUUUUCUUGCCUCUUAAUCUCAUCGACAGGAUUGGAAAGUCCGGAGUUCCACUCCAAGAUCCCGAGCUUUUUCCCAGUUCUUCCGUUGCAAUCCGCAGGAAUCCCCAUCGGAGGGCGUCGCGGCGUUCUUGCGGUUCUUGAUCCGGGGACUCGCCAAUGCAGCCGGACGGGACCGGCAGCGCCGGGGCCGGCGCGAAUGCGCGGCCGCCGCCGGUAACCGCCGCGCCGGCGCCGUCGGGCCGCCCGGUGUCGGUGCUGCCGCACAAGACGGCCAACGUGCGCGACCACUACCGCAUCGGGAAGAAGCUGGGGCAGGGCCAGUUCGGGACCACCUACCUGUGCGUGGCCAAGGAGGACGGCGCCGAGUUCGCCUGCAAGUCCAUCCCCAAGCGCAAGCUGCUGUGCCGCGAGGACUACGAGGACGCCUGGCGCGAGAUCCAGAUCAUGCACCACCUCUCCGAGCACCCCAACGUCGUCCGCAUCCGCGCAGCCUACGAGGACGCCCUAUUCGUGCACAUUGUCAUGGAGCUCUGCGCAGGCGGCAAGCUCUUCGACCGCAUCGUGGCCAAGGGGCACUACACUGAGCGUGCUGCCGCGCAGCUCAUCAGGACCAUCGUUGGGGUCGUCGAGGGAUGCCACUCGCUCGGCGUCAUGCACCGGGACCUCAAGCCGGAGAACUUCCUGUUUGCCAGCACAGCUGAGGACGCGCCACUAAAGACCACUGAUUUCGGGCUAUCCAUGUUCUACAAGCCUGGUGAUAAAUUCUCUGAUGUUGUUGGGAGCCCCUACUAUGUUGCGCCUGAGGUGCUUCAGAAAUGCUAUGGUCCAGAAGCUGAUGUCUGGAGUGCUGGGGUGAUUCUGUACAUUUUGCUAUGUGGUGUUCCCCCAUUCUGGGCAGAAACUGAAGCAGGGAUCUUCAGGCAGAUCCUUCGAGGCAAACUUGAUUUUGAAUCUGAACCCUGGCCUAGUAUCUCUGACAGCGCUAAAGAUCUGGUCCGUAAUAUGCUUUGUCGGGAUCCUACAAAGCGACUCAGUGCUCAUGAGGUUCUAUGUCACCCAUGGAUUGUUGAUGAUGCUGUGGCGCCUGAUAAGCCUAUUGAUUCUGCUGUUUUGUCAAGACUGAAGCAUUUUUCUGCAAUGAACAAGCUCAAGAAGAUGGCAUUGAGGGUUAUUGCUGAAAGCCUGUCUGAGGAAGAGAUUGGAGGCCUAAAUGAGCUGUUCAAAAUGAUUGAUGCCGACAAUAGUGGAACCAUAACAUUUGAUGAGCUGAAAGAUGGCUUGAAAAGGGUGGGCUCAGAGUUAACCGAACAUGAAAUCCAGGCUUUAAUGGAUGCAGCGGAUAUCGACAACAGUGGAACUAUCGAUUAUGGUGAAUUCAUCGCAGCUACAUUGCAUAUGAACAAACUGGAGAGGGAGGAAAACUUGGUGUCAGCCUUCGAGUUUUUCGACAAGGAUGGAAGUGGAUUCAUAACCAUUGAUGAGCUAUCACAGGCAUGUAGUCAAUUCGGUCUCGAUGUUCACCUUGAGGAUAUGAUCAAGGAUGUCGAUCAGAACAAUGAUGGGCAAAUCGAUUACAGUGAGUUCGCAGCGAUGAUGAGAAAGGGCAACGCCGGCGCGGCAGGGAGGCGAACCAUGCGGAACAGCUUGCAACUGAAUCUCGGCGACAGUCUUUGCCGUUCCAAUCCCGUUCGCUGCCCUGCCCCUCCGAAGGGAUUCAGCACAAGUCUAGUUCCCAUCCCAUCUUGUAUCUCUUCUUCGAAAGCGAUAUUUAUGGAGCUGAGUCCAAUUAGUGCUUCGCUGGGUGCCAUGGGCUCCCUUCCAGGGAAGCUCGGUGAGCUCCUGGCGACCCGACACUGGGCUCUGCGCGGUGUUGUGAUGGAUGAGAUCGAGCAACUGACAAAUGAUCUUCACACCCUACAAAACUUCCUGGUGAAGCUCUCAAAUGCGCAGGACCCUCCUAUGACUGCGAGGUACUGGAUGAAGAACGUGCGCGAGUUGACUUAUGACAUGGUGGACUGCGUCGACCAAUUUGUCCACGCUGAUGCCCGAGCUAAGAUCUGUAGAGCUACUCGCCGUAAGGUUAUUGCUCGGUUAAAGAUUAACCGACUUCCAGAGAGGUGGAAGUGGCGCCCAUGGAUCACCAACAAGAUCUCAGAAUUCAGGACUCGUGCGCAGGAGGCGACUCAGCGAUAUUGGAGGUAUAGGUUUGAUGCUUGCGUCUGCAAUCCUGGAUACUCACGUAUUGGCCAGGAUCUUCCAAAUAUUGUGCCAGAUCCUGAUGAUCUAGUUGGCAUAGAAGGCCCAAUGAAUCAGCUUGAGCAGUGGUUGACCAGUGGAGACGAGCAGCUCAAGGUGGUGUCGAUUGUUGGCGUUGCAGGAAUCGGUAAGACCACUCUUGCCCAAAAAAUGUGGGGUAAGCUCCACGGACAGUUCGAGUGCCGGGCAUUUGUGCGGGCAGCCCAAAAGCCCGAUAUGAGGGGGGUCAUCAGGAGCAUACUCUCACAAGUUCGUCGGCACCAACCGCCUGGCCCUGGCGAUAUGCACCACCUGAUCUGUGAUCUCAGGGAAUAUCUACAAGAUAAGCGGUACUUUGUUAUAAUUGAUGAGUUAUGGACUACAUCAGUAUGGGAUGUUUUUAGUCGUGCUUUUCCAGAGGGUAACUAUUGCAGCAGAAUAAUAAUUACAACAGAAAUUGUGGAAGUAGCUUCGGCGUGCUGUGGUUUUUGCCCUGAGCAUAUAUUAAAGAUGGAAUCUCUUAGUGAUGAUGACUCAGAGAAAUUAUUACUCCAAAGAAUGCUUGUCUCAGAAAAUCAACAGUUCGAUAAUGUUUUACCUCAGAUUAUGAGAAACUGUGGUGGCUUGCCACUAGCAAUCAUCAUUGUAGCAAGUAUUUUAGCAUGCCAACCUGAGAAACUAGAGCAAUUGGGCCGUAUUUCUUUUGGAGCAAAUCAUACCAUGGAAGGGUUUAUGGGACAGAUAUUGAACAUUAGCUUUAAUAGUCUCCCACAUCAUCUAAAGACAUGCCUGCUUUAUCUUAGUACAUAUCCAGAGGGCUUCCUAUUGUUGAAAGGUGAUUUGGUGAAGCAAUGGGUAGCUGAGGGUUUUAUAUGUGUAAAAGAAGGGGAAGACAUGGAAGAAGUUGCCGGGAGCUAUUUUGAUGAGCUUGUCAGUAAGGGCCUGAUCCAAGCUAUGGAUAUCAACUAUAAUUAUGAGUUGUUGUCAUAUACAGUACACGACAUGGUACUUGAUUGCAUUACAUACAAGUCUAUUGAACAGAACUUUGUCACUGUAGUGGAUUAUUCUCAAACAACAGUACCAGUUACUGACAAAGUUCGUCGUUUGUCGCUCCACUUCGGCAGUGCAACAUAUGCAAGUACACCUACCAGAUUACCACAAGUUCGAUCGCUCUUCUUUUCUGGCCUGUUUAACUGCAUGCCUUCAUUCAUGGUGUUUAAGCUUCUUCAAGUUCUAAUCCUUCAUUUUUGGGGUGACACUGGAAGAAUGAGUGUGAACCUUUCAGGAAUUUGUGAACUGUUUCGGUUGAGAUAUUUGCAGGUCACAUGUAAUGUCGUUGUAAAGCUACCCGAUCAGAUUGAAGAUAUGAAAAACUUGCAAACACUGGAAAUAAACGCAGAAGUGUGGGAUCUUCCACCGGACAUUGUUCGACUUUCUAGCUUGUUGCAUCUCCGUGUUCAAGGUGGGACAAAUCUACCUGAUGGGAUUGGCUCUAUGAAAUCCCUACGCACAUUAAAGUAUUUUGACCUUGGCAAUAACUUUGAAGACAAUAUAUGGGGCCUUGCCGAGCUUACGAACCUGCGGGAUCUUCAUCUCACCUAUUCCUCACUAGCGUCUGGUGAACAUUUGAAGAGAAAUCUUAUGGUUCUGGCCGCUACACUCCAAAAACUUAGCAACCUCAAAUCUCUCACUCUGACUGCUAGUACUGCAGGCACGGUUGUUCUCUUUGAUGACACUGGUGGCAUGUCUUCUGCUUCGGUCUAUCUCGAGAAACUUGAGUUGCCACCCAUUUGCAUUUUUUCCAGACUUCCCAAGUGGACCAGACAACUCCACAAACUCCGCAUUUUGGAAGUUGCUGUCAGAGAACUGCUGAGGGAUGAUAUUGAUAGCCUCACAGGACUGCAGUUCCUCACAGUUUUCUCAUUGUGUAUCCAGACAGCUCCCGAGCAAAGGAUUGUCUUUAAUGAUGGGGCAUUCCCGGUUCUCAAGUAUUUCAAGUUUAGGUGUGGUGUACUUUGCCUGGGUUUCAUGGCAGGAGCAAUGCCUAAUCUUCGAAGGCUCAAGCUAGCUUUCAAUACGACAAUCAGGGACAAGUACGGAGAUAUGCUUGCUGGAAUUGAGCACCUUGUAAACCUCCAGGACAUUAUUUCACAAAUUGGGGCAAGCACAGAAUCCGUCAGGAGAGCUGUGGAGGCAGAAUUCAAGGACGCCAUUGGCAAGCAUCCGAUGUGCCCUAGAUUUAGCAUACAAUGGGUGCAGCUAGUUGAGGAAGAAUAUCUUCCUUCAGAGAAACAGCAUCUGAGGCAAGAAAAAUACUCACCAGGUGAAAAUUAUGGGGUUCUAGAGAAAGCCGGAGAUAUGAACAAACAUGCUGAUAACAAGAUAUCUCAAAUUUCCGACCUGCCAAUAACUGUCGCUUCAUGUAGCCUGAAGUCAGUUGAACUUAGUAUUAAACAUCAUGUGCUGGAGAAGAUGCUAUUUGAUGAAAGUGCCAAGCCUGAAAGUCUUGAGUUAUCACUAUUGGAAGACAUCACGACUAAUUUCUCUAAUGAUCAUGAGAUCGGUAGAAAUAGGUUUGGAGUGGUUUACAAGGGAAAUCUUCCAAAUGGGAGGAUUGUUGUUGUGAAGAGGCUUGCAAUUGCAAUUGAUGACGAAGUAUUUCUGGAUGGUGUUGACUGCCUGAUGAGUGUUAAGCACAGGAACAUAGUUCGUUUUCUAGGUUACAAUGCUAACAUACAAGAGAAUGUGACAAAGGAAGGGGGCAAAAGCAUCUGUAUAGGGAUGCAUGACAGGUUUCUCUGCUUCGAGUAUCUAUGCAAUGGGAACCUUCGGAUGCAUCUUGAUGAUGAAUCUUUAAGGUUUGAUUGGCCCAUGCGUUAUCAAGUAAUUAAUGGAAUUUGUCAAGGCUUGCAUUAUCUUCAUGAUAAUUGCAUUACUCACCUAGAUCUCAAACCAGACAAUAUACUAUUUGAUGACAAAAUGGUGCCGAAAAUAGUGGAUUAUGGUUAUUCAAGACUCUGGAAUGAAGAGAUAUGUCCAAUUGUUCCUAGAAACAUUGGUGGAUCGCUGGCAUACAUGGCAACACCAGAAUACUUCGGCGGUGGACCAAUCACACUUAAGUCUGACAUAUUCAGUUUGGGGGUUAUAAUUAUGCAGAUAGUGUUUGGACAAUAUGAAUUGAACUAUUCAAGUAUACCAAGUGUACUUGAAAGUUGGAGGAGUAGGUUAGAGUCAGAUGCAUCAGAACGACACAUAUCAACAGAGACAUGUUACCAGCAAGUUAAAGUAUGCCUUGACAUAGGGAUAAGCUGCAUGAACCAUGACCCGGAGAACAGAUGCAUUACACAGGAUAUCAUCCAUAGGCUUGCUAAAAAUGAAAUUGUAGAACUGUCAGUAAGAAGUGAUGUUGGCAAUUCAUAUCUAGAGCAGAUGACUGUUCAUUGUAAAGAAAUAUUCAAGCCAUUUGCAAAAGCAUUACUGGCACCACCAGUGCACCAUAAGAUUUUGAACAAGCAUUUGGAGCAAAGGAUAGUUAUAAGUGUGCGGAUGCAAUCCGACAAAGCUCGGGACUUAGCGAUAAGGUUGGUGGCACGUACAAAAGGGGUCAAAACGGUGACUGUUACCUCCAAGAGUAAGAACCGGUUAGAGGUGGUCGGUGAGGAUGUCGAUGUGGUUGCCCUGGUGAGCCUCCUGCGCAGAAAGGCUGGCCAUGCCGUAAUUGUGACGUUGGAUCACGUUGAGGUUGCAGAAAAUCUGGCCAUGGGAGAUGAGAUCGAAAUGAUACCCAAGUUUGGCGACUGGAGUGAGCCGUCUUAUUUCACCGGGAGUGGUACCAACUUCAAGUCAUUUAACACCGUGGAUGAGAGCGCAGUGAUGAUACAGCAUUCAGAGGGUUUCUCUAAAUAAAUGCAAGAGCAACUGUAGCAGACUCUGUAAAAGAACUCACACUGCGUUUUCAAAAGCUUCAUGUCAACCGGCUCCUAUUUCAAUCCGUGUUGAACCGAUUGAUAUGUGAUCAAUAAUAAAGUCUCCAGUCCACUGGUGGAAAACAUCGCA
Lolium rigidum is the source of this 6306-nucleotide messenger RNA. Its product is annotated as calcium-dependent protein kinase 24-like. Gene Ontology annotation, biological process: peptidyl-serine phosphorylation; intracellular signal transduction; protein autophosphorylation. Gene Ontology annotation, molecular function: calcium ion binding; ADP binding; ATP binding. The coding region runs from base 172 to 6156 and encodes 1994 amino acids. NCBI's taxonomy places the organism in Eukaryota, Viridiplantae, Streptophyta, Magnoliopsida, Poales, Poaceae. Gene Ontology annotation, cellular component: nucleus; cytoplasm. The record is from RefSeq and is a predicted model, not a curated record. The transcript is spliced from 19 exons.